Acanthosepion pharaonis is the source of this 1860-nucleotide messenger RNA. Lineage: Eukaryota; Metazoa; Mollusca; Cephalopoda; Sepiida; Sepiidae. The record is from the annotation of a GenBank genome assembly.
UUGCUCUUUGUUUCCUGUCGUUCAUUUUUACUCUUCUGUCUUUCUUUUUCUUUCUUUUGUUGCUUCAUUCGUUUGCUUUCUUUCUCCUCUCUUUUUCUUGCUCAACCCUUUCUAUUAUUUUUCUUUCUGACUUUCGUUUCUUUUUUUUUUCAUCUAGGCAUUUUUUUCUUUCUAUGCUGUCCUUCUAUGCUGGUUAUAAAAAAUAUAUCUAUCUAUCUGUCUAUCUAUCUACUAGAAUAUUCAUAUCUAUUUAUCAUUCGGAAUAGUCAUAUCUAUCUAUCUAUCUAUCUAUCUAUCUAUCUAUCUAUCCUUCGGAAUAGUCAUAUCUAUCUAUCUAUCUAUCUAUCUAUCUAUCUAUCUAUCUAUCUAUCUAUCUAUCUAUCUAUCCUCCGGAAUAGAUCUAUCUAUCUAUCUAUCUAUCUAUCUAUCCUUCGGAAUGGUACUAUCUAUCUAUCUAUCUAUCUAUCUAUCUAUCUAUCUAUCUAUCUAUCUAUCUAUCUAUCUAUCUAUCCUUCGGAAUGGUACUAUCUAUCUAUCUAUCUAUCCUUCGGAAUGGUACUAUCUAUCUAUCUAUCUAUCUAUCUAUCUAUCUAUCUAUCUAUCUAUCUAUCUAUCCUCCGGAAUAGUUCUAUCUAUCUAUCUAUCUACCUAUCUAUCUAUCUAUCUAUCUAUCUAUCUAUCUAUCUAUCUAUCUAUCCUUCAACAUCACCAUAUCUUUCUAUUUUUCUUUUCCGCUUUCGAAAGUAUUUUUUCUCGGGUUUUCAGUAUCUAUUAUGUUCUUUGCUACGUCAAAAAACGACAUUAUUACGUCAUUAUUUUUGCACCAACCUAAUAUCUAUCUAUCUAUCUAUCUAUCUAUCUAUCUAUCUAUCUAUCUAUGUCAGUCUUUUCAUUAUCUAUCUAUCUAUCUAUCUAUCUAUCUAUGUUAGUCUGUUCAUCAUCCAUCGAUCUAUCUAUCUAUGUCAGUCUGUUUAUAAUCUAUCUAUCUAUCUAUCUAUCUAUCUCUCUAUCUAUCUAUGUCAGUCUGUUCAUUAUCUAUCUAUCUAUUUAUCUAUCUAUGUCAGUCUGUUCAUUAUUUAUCUAUCUAUCUAUCUAUCUAUCUAUGUCAGUCUGUUCAUUAUUUAUCUAUCUAUCUAUCUAUCUAUCUAUCUAUCUAUCUAUGUUAGUCUGUUCAUUAUCUAUCUAGCUAGCCUUGUACAUAGUGAACCUUACUGUAAAAAAACAAAAAAAAAACAAAAAUACGAAUUUAACGACACAUCUAUCUAUCUAUCUAUCUAUCUAUCUAUCUAUCUAUCUAUCUAUUUUUUUUUUCUAUUUAUCCAUCUCAAUCUGCUUAAAUCUAUCCAUCUAUUAAUUCCUUCUCUCUUUCUUUCUUCCUUUAUAUCUACCUAUCUCAAUCGACUUACAUCCAUCUAUGUAUCCUUUCCUUUGCUUCUCUUUCUUUUUAUCUUUCUUACUUUCUAUCUAUCUAUCUAUCUAUCUAUCUAUCUAUCUAUUCUUUCCUUGUAUAUUUCUUUUUUCCUAUCUAUCUAUCUAUCUAUCUAUCUAUCCUUUCCUUUCCUUUCCUUCUGUCUUUCUUUUUAUCUAUCUAUCUAUCUAUCUAUCUAUCUAUCUAUCUAUCUAUCUAUCUAUCACAUUGUUCUAAAUUUUGAAAUGAACUUCUGUGUUAGUGAUAUCAGCCGCCAUUCACAAAUAUGUCAUCAACAUGUCAGCAUCAAUGUCUGUCUCUCAUGCAUCGACUCCAGAGUUCUGAGAGACGCAAAAGUGUAUCGAUUCCAAGAUCACGAGAAAUCGUUAAGGCGCCAUUUUUUUUUCUGUUGCUGCUUCUUUUUUGAACGCGUGCCGAUAUGCGAGGUUUAA